Molecule: messenger RNA, 2997 nt
Organism: Naegleria fowleri
Lineage: Eukaryota; Heterolobosea; Eutetramitea; Acrasida; Naegleriidae
Exons: 2
Coding region: 1-2997 (998 amino acids)
Biological process (GO): mitotic intra-S DNA damage checkpoint signaling; DNA catabolic process; resolution of meiotic recombination intermediates
Cellular component (GO): Holliday junction resolvase complex; nucleus
Molecular function (GO): 3'-flap endonuclease activity; DNA binding; crossover junction DNA endonuclease activity
Source: RefSeq, a predicted model, not a curated record
AUGCCAGCAAAUAGAAGAACUCCAGGACUUGCCUCAUCAUCAUCGUCCACCUCGGUUCCGGUUGGUCGAAUAUUGAACCCAGAAAUCAUUCGUUGCCUCGAAAAUGAAUUGAAAAGAUAUUCGAACAAGCCUAAACAACAAUAUUCACUGAGGAAAGCCAUUUCAUCUCUGGAACAAUAUCCGAAAAAGUUGUACAGUGGAGAAGAAGCUAAAACACUGAAAGGAAUUGGUCCCAAAACUGCUCUGACAAUUGAUAAAUAUUUAAAAGAUAAUAAUAUUAAUUUAGGGACACCUCCAACAACACAAGAUACAACCAAUGAAAACAACUUAACAGAGACAAGCAAUUACUCUACAACGAUCACAUCAAAAAAGAAAUCCACACGAAAUUAUAUUCCCAAGUUUAAAACAGGUGCAUGGGCCAUCAUGAUUUCAAUUUAUAGAAAUUCAAAAGAAAAAAAUUGUGAAACUGCUUCGAAAAAGAUUAUCAUUUCAAUUUGUGAAACACUCAUAGAAACACCAAUGGAAAUACCUACCAAUAAUUCUCAUAAAACAGCAUGGAGCUCAAUCAACACUCUCAAGCAAAAGGAUUUAGUGAUAUGUCCAAAAAAAGGACAAUAUGCAUUGACAAAAAAAGGAAGAAAACUCGCAAGAAGACUUCAUAGAGCAGAAAAAGAAUUGGAAGGUCGAGAAUUUUCAUGGCAAGAAACUGACGAAGAAUUAAGCAGUUCUUCAUCAGAAGAAGAGGAUAACGACAGCGAGGAAGAAGAGGAAACAAUGGUUCCAUCAACAACAAGUUCGUCGUCACAAGUUGCAUCUCAAGAAUCAUCGAAAACAAAAAAGAAAAAAGCACCCUCUAAGAGAUCUAAAACGUCACAGUUAUCUGAAUUAAGAAAUUCUUCUUCACAACUCGAGUUUUCCUCUCAAGAAUUUGAUGCUGAUCUUGAUUUGGAUCUAUUUUCACAAUCGUCACAACCGUCAUCAUCAAGUAAUCAUAAUCAUUAUAGAAAUUACAAUGAAAUGAGUAGAGCUACAACAUCCUACAGUAGUAGUCAAGAGUUGUUCUCUGAUAGUCAACAACACACUUCUCGUUCAUUCUCUGCUACUUCUUCAGAAUGCCCUAUUUUCUGUAUUGAUUCAGAUGAUUCAGAUGAGGAUGCUUCAGAUAAUGAUGAAGUUGAAAUUUUCUACGAUUAUGAUCAUUGCCCUUUGAAAUUGACCUUUCUCGAUGAUCGUAAUAAGGAAGUAUCCAAGAUUGAAAAAUGUAAAUUUGGUGUCAGCACAAGUGGAUGUCCUGUCUUGAUGAUUCAAUGUAAAUAUCCAAGAGAGAUUGAUCAACAGUGCAAAAAACUAUUGAGUGUCAUAUUUGAUUAUGAACCUCAAAUUAAGGAAUGUGAUGGAUGCAUCAUUGCUCAAGGACAAGUGCACGAACGAAGAUUGGAACAUGUUAAAGAGAUUGGAAGAGAUUUAUUGAAAGCUCUUAUCGUUGAUGAGAAAUUAUUACCUACUAGUAGUACUUCCACUACUACUAACACGUCAACAACUAAGAGAAUCAAUGAAAAGAAGAAAUCAAAUGAGAAUUCCUCUCAAAUUGAUUUAGAACGGACCACUUGUGAAAAAGACAAAACAACCACACCAUCAAAUACUCAGCAAUUAUGGUCUGAACCUUGUAAUCCUGUGAGUAUGAGUUGCCAAACUCUUGUUUUGUCCAAUCUUGACUUGGAAACAGUACCUCCAUUCAACCCAGAAUCGUCGUCUUUGUCCAAUGCAGUGACAUCAGAUUCACAUGCACGUCGACCACAAAAGAAUCAAGCAAAAAAGAGAAAAGAAAUUCUAUUCGAUGAUGAUGAUGAAAAUGCUGUUGAACCUCAUGGUAAUAAGGAAAGAGAGAACACUCGACGUUCGAGUGGUGAUAGUGGAACAACAAUCAUGCCACCACCUUCGUAUAUUCCUCCAAGAAAUUUCAAUUGUCAUCAUGCAUCCUCUGCUGUCACGAUCGCGUCAAGACAACCAUCUGAGGCUUUAGAGCUGUCCAAUGACCAUCCUAUUAACUUUGCUGAUUACAUGAAUGGUGAUCAUCAACAAUUAACAACCAAUCAUUCACAGAGUGCCAACAACAAUCAUGGUGAAAGAAGAGAACAUUACAAAAUCAAACUCAUUGUUGACCAAAGAGAACGAACAGGAAGAGGUUCUGAUCGAAAACAAUUUUGUGAAAAACUCUGCAGAGCUGGAAUUGAUGCCGAAGUUUCACAACUUGGGUUGGGAGAUAUGAUUUGGAUUGCACAACAAGUUAGAUCGCCCAAUAAUAAUAAUAAUAAUAGUAAUGAAACGACGACAAUGGACAUGUCAAAUGCACACGUUUUAGAUAUUAUUGUGGAAAGAAAGGACAUUAAUGAUUUAGCAGCGAGUAUUAAGGACGGGAGAUACAGAGAACAGAAGUUUCGAUUGAAUCAAAGUGGAUGUUCCAAUGUUUUUUAUCUGAUAGAACGAGAAUUUAAAGAUCAAGAUCAACUAUCAUGUACAAGUUUGGAAACUGUUGUGUGUAAAAUGAUCGCAGAAGGUAUUGGUGUGAAACACACGCCAUCGUUGGAGACUUCGAUUACCUUUUUGCAACAUCUUAACACAGUAUUGUGUGAAUUAAUUAAUGAGAAUGGAGUUGAACCUUACAAACUCAUGGUUGUAGAUCCUCUGGAUGGUCAACGACGUUUUAACCCUACAGUUGCGCAGUACAACCAAAUGUUCAGUAAGAAGAAUUUUGAAGUCACCAAAAAGGAGAUCUUUGCACGACAACUCCAAGCUGUCGAUCGAUGUUCCGCUCAAGUGGCAGAGAGUAUCACCAACAUUUUCCCAACACAUAGAUCAUUGAGUGCUGCUUUUGCGAAACAUGGAGAGUCUGCCUUGGAAAAUGUACCAUUGAUUUCAGCCAUUGAUCAUAUUUCUACAAAACGAGUGGGGAAGUCGCUCUCCAAACGUUUGUAUCAGGAAUUUACACAACAGUAA